Physella acuta is the source of this 1962-nucleotide messenger RNA. RefSeq lists its product as uncharacterized. The record is from RefSeq and is a predicted model, not a curated record. NCBI's taxonomy places the organism in Eukaryota, Metazoa, Mollusca, Gastropoda, Physidae.
AUGAACUCGCAGAUUGUUUUGGUACUGUCUCUUGUGGCACUGGGCGGGGCGGUCAUUGACCCGGAAGUUCUAGCAAAGUUGAACGCUCAACAGGACCAACUGAACACACUGGUCAAGCAAACGAUGAUUCUACAGGAGUUCGUCGAGGAAAGGAUCCGAACCGACGGCCAGUCUGGUAUCAAACAACUCCGACAUGACACAGAAGGCUCGAGAAACUACUACGGUUCUUCACAUCUGGACUACAGUGCUGCUGGCAUUCAUGAUCACAGUGAUUACAUCAGGACUCUGGGGAUGGGGGAGAUCGCCGCUGUCAUCAACGGCGUGGAGUUUCGAACCCGUCAUCUGGACUUUAAGCUGGUCCGUCCCUCGACCACCAACACUAGUUUUGGAGCGUUGGAAGAUAUACCAUACCCUGAGGUGCCACCGGAAGUCACAAGCAAAGCCACAGUAGCGGAACAAAUCCUGGAGAUGAAAGAAUGGUUCAAGGCGUUCGCCACACAAAACUCCACACUGAGAAACUACAAGAACUACUUCAAGCCCGUGAUCUGCUACAUGGAGGGCAUGUGGCUUAAAGAUUUGACGACGGAAAUAACCGAACCGUUCCAGAGUGACCGGCACCGCCUGGAUGCCAGUAACUGGGAUGACCUCAUGCAGAAAGUGCGUUACAUGGCCUAUACCGGCAUCAAGGACAACUUUGAGAACAUAGCCUUCCACCCCCGUAAAAUCAUGUACAUGGACUCGACCACAGGAGUCCCCGUCUACGGGCAAUGGAACUACAGGGUGCUCUGUUACCCGAUUCCUUUUGACAUCCCCACCAAAUAUCUCAAACAGAGGGAGGACUUGUCUUGGAGCACCAGUCAAGGCCUGGACACGGCUGGGGUACUCAAGACUCGAGGUGCCAGGUUCCAACUCAACGAAUUGGACUCUGAUCAAAUUAAAAGCGAUUUUAACAUCUACGACAAGAUCAUGCAGGUCAUCCCUGGACUGGACAACGUACCUGCCGCGGACGUCAAGGAGAACUACGGCGCUCCCCUGUACACGGCUGACGGCACCAAGUCCCCACUCAGGUCCUCGUACUACCACAGGUGGUACAACUUUGCCAAGAAUGGGGCCAUGGGGACCUCGCUUACCCACCGCGGCUACUCGGACCAAUUUCUAUUCGUCGCCGUCAACUCACGUGACAAGAUCGUACCAAUGACGAUGGACGACUGCAAGAGCGGGGUCUGCACCAAGUACAGCACCCGGGUCUCCUAUGCCAUCCCCAUGGAGAUCGUUUACCUGACGCCCCUGCUCAAGUGGAACCCUUACAACAUCGCCUACAACCAGAACCCUGACGUGACCUAUGACCCUAACCAGGAUGGGAAGACGGCCGCCACGGCCUUCAACGGCAUGAACUUCAUGACCUUUUACCAGACCCCAGUGACGUUUUUCAACGGUCCAGCCGUGCAGGCUGACGUGGCAGACACCAUCGAGCCAUUGGUCAAGAUGAAGACUACAGAGGGUAAAGUUGUUGACGUCACCGCCACUGGAACCAGAUGCAUCCUGCCUAAAAUAGACGGUGUGGGGGAGGUGAGGCUGAGGUACCCCAUCCACCCCAUCCACGGGGAGGGCAGUGCCGUAUGGAAGGAGGUCAACGCCAUCCGUGACUUUAUGAAAACGCUGACAACUACAACGGCACCUGAUAUCUAGAAACACAUCUAUUUAUAUCCUGUUAUGUUGAAAUCGUUUCGGCUAAAUUUUAAUGACUAAUGUAAUAUUUAGUUAGACUGAACAUUAACUAUGUUUGCAUUGUCAUCGGAUACGCAUUUUCAAGAAACAGUUCCAUUAAAAAGAGUUCCAUUUAUAAAGAAUUGACAACAAAACCAUAGAAAUGCUAAGAAAAUUUUGUAAUUAACCUAAAUUGGUCAAUAAAAAAAUGUAGUUAAGUGAAACAAUAUUAAACAUCACAAUAAUAAACGACAC